Mauremys reevesii (Reeves's turtle) is the source of this 1566-nucleotide messenger RNA. Its product is annotated as HLA class II histocompatibility antigen, DR alpha chain-like. Gene Ontology annotation, cellular component: membrane; MHC class II protein complex. Gene Ontology annotation, biological process: immunoglobulin production involved in immunoglobulin-mediated immune response; immune response; positive regulation of T cell activation. Gene Ontology annotation, molecular function: MHC class II protein complex binding. The transcript has 5 exons. NCBI's taxonomy places the organism in Eukaryota, Metazoa, Chordata, Testudines, Geoemydidae. The coding region runs from base 43 to 819 and encodes 258 amino acids. The record is from RefSeq and is a predicted model, not a curated record.
GUGCUGCCGGCCCCACGCCCAGCCCAGUGCCGGGGAGAGGAGAUGGGCGCAGGACGGGGCGUCCCCAUGGCCCAGCUGGCCCUGCUCACCCUGCUGGCCCUGCCGGGCGCCGGGGCGGUGAGAGUGGACCACAUGCUCUCCCAGGUGAAUUUCUACCAGCGGACGGACCUGGGCCAGCAGGGGUCUGGGGAGUAUAUGCAGGAGUUCGACCAGGAUGAGACCUUCUAUGUGGACCUGGAGAGGAAGGAGACUGUCUGGCGCCUGCCCGACUUCAGCAAGUUCGCCAGCUUCGAGGCGCAGGGAGCCCUGGGCAACAUCGCCGUGCUGAAGAACAACCUGGAGACCCUGAUCAAGAGGUCCAACCACACACGGGCCCAGAACGUGCCCCCUGAGGUGACCGUGUUCCCCGAAGACCCCGUGGAGCUGGGGGAGCCCAACGUCCUGAUCUGCUUCGCGGACAAGUUCUUCCCACCCGCACUGAGCAUCACGUGGCUGAAGAACGGGCAGGAGGUGACGGGGGGCGUCUCCGAGACCGACUUCUACCCCCGCCAGGGUGACUCCUUCCGCAAGUUCUCCUACCUGCCCUUCCUCCCCAGCCAGGGCGACUUCUACGACUGCCGGGUGGAGCACGAGGGGCUGGCUGAGACUUUCACGAAGCACUGGGAAGCCCAGGUGCCCACCCCCCUCCCCGAGACCACAGAGACCCUGGUGUGCGCCCUGGGCCUGGCCGUGGGCAUCAUCGGCAUCAUCGCGGGCACCAUCCUCAUCAUCAAGGGGAUGAAGAUGAACGCCGCCCGCAACCCGCGGGGCCCCUUAUAAACGCAGGGAGGAGCCAGGGCUCCCGAAUCCCCCAGGUGCCUUCCUGAGACCCGCUCGUGCCGCCCCUCCCCACUCUGCCCUCAGCGUCCCUGCUCCUGUCAUGGUGCCAGCUGCUGUACCCAGGCAGGGCCCCCCUGACUCUGUAACCACAACGAGCCAACCUGCUAGAGACUCCCCUGAGGGGGAGCCGGCCCCUCAGGCUCCCCCCACACCUCCCUGCUUGGCUUGAGGGGAGGCACCUAUCCCGGGAGAGGGCUGCUGCCCCAUGGGGCUGGGAAUGGGGGUCGCCCCUCGUCAGGGGGCAGCAGGGCCCACGGGGCUGAUCCAAACCCCACUGCCGCCAUGAGGAAGGUUUCUCUCGACUCCAGUGGGCGCUGGAUUGGGCCCCGAGCCCGGCCCCUAUUGGUCAGAGGCUGCUGUCAGUCACCGCAGGUAACGCCCCUCCAGCCAUUACCCAGAAGGCUUUGGGCCAGACUCGGCCAUUCCCGGUCAAUGGGUCCCUGUGGGGCAGGAUCAGGCCCAUGGCUGGGGGUGGGGCAGCCCCAGUGCCCGGCUAACGGCCCCAUCGCCCCCGUGUGCGGCUCCCCGGGGUCCAGCCCUGCUGAGCCCCGCGCCCAGCGCGGGGUCUGUGUGGGACGGGCCCCGUCCCUGUAUAGCCCCCGCCCUGUGCCCCGUGUGUGUCACAGCCCUGCGCCCCCCAUCGCUCUGCAGCUUUGCCAACAGCAAUAAAGUGGGUUUGGGACGUUU